Striga hermonthica is the source of this 597-nucleotide messenger RNA. The record is from the annotation of a GenBank genome assembly. Lineage: Eukaryota; Viridiplantae; Streptophyta; Magnoliopsida; Lamiales; Orobanchaceae.
AUGGCGGACAAGGAACAAGAUGACCGUCUCUUUGUGGGAGGUUUAACGUGGGAUGUUACCGAAGGGCAGCUCAAUAAUACUUGCCCAUUCAGAAAAAGGUUCAAAUUUUGUUUUACCUAUGUCUACCCAGUGAAGAAACUGGAGCUUGGACGAGACUUAAUUGUUGUGCACAGUGACUGUCGGUUGCUCUCCGUGGCUUUCUACCUUGGAGCCAGGCUAAAGAAGGUAGCUGUCGACGGCUGCGACGGCGUCUUCCAUGUGGCCGCGACGGUGGACUUCGAGGAGAGAGAGAGCGACUCGAUCUGGCGCCCCCGCUGCCGUUUGGCCGACGGGGAGUUGUUGAGGUCGCUACGGAUGUUUGCAGAGGCUUAUGUGGUGACGAAUACGGCGACCGAGAUAUUGCCUCUGGAAUUUGGGGAGAAAAAUGGAUUGGAUGUGGUGGUCGUGAUGCCGUGGUGGGUCGUCGGGCCCUUCAUCUAUCCACGCUGCCCCGAUUCGAUUCAAAUUGCUCACAUGAAGAAAGAGAUUUUACGCAAUACGGGCGAAGGAUAUUGCUUAAGGUGGCUUGACACAAGGGCAACAAACUCAGAUUGCUAG